Rotaria socialis is the source of this 2136-nucleotide messenger RNA. The record is from the annotation of a GenBank genome assembly. Lineage: Eukaryota; Metazoa; Rotifera; Eurotatoria; Philodinida; Philodinidae.
AUGGCAACAGCAUCAACCAUCAACCAUCGUUUAUUAACAAGUUUGAAAGAUGAACCGAAGCAGAUGUUACAACCUAUUUCUGGCUACGAAGAAGAGCCUCUUUUAUCUAUAGAAGAGGCAUGCAAACCAUUAGAAAAGAUAUUGGAUCAAGAAUUAAAGCAAAAUAUGGUUAUUGCUAAAAUGAAUUCGGAGGAACCGGCCGACCAACUAACACCAGAUGAAUCCGCCUCAAUUCAUCUAUAUACAAUGGAAUGGAAAAAGCGUGAAAAUAGUCUUUACGCAGUUUUGAAUCGAACUCUUCGAAUGGCUGAUCGUUCAAAACUGAAACCAUGGUUCAGAUAUUUAAAGCUGUUUAUGACAGCUUUUUUUAAAUUGCCAUCCAGUCAACAUACCAUUAUCUGGAGAGGCGUUACAGAAGACCUUGGCGGUGUCUACACGAAAGGAAGAAAAGUUGCUUGGUGGGCACUUAGUUCUUGUACAGCUGCAAUCAGUGUUCUUGAAUCUGAAUUGUAUCUGGGGACUUCAGGUGAAAGAACAAUAUUUUCUAUUCAGACAACCAGUGGAAAGUGCAUUAAAGCCCACUCGUAUUUUCAACAGGAAGAUGAAAUUCUUCUUCCGCCUGGUCGAUAUUUUGAAGUGAUUGAUAAGCUAAGUCCAGGCAACGGUCUCAAUAUCAUUCACAUUCGAGAAAUUCCCCCACCAUUUCCCAUGUUAGCUGAUCCAUUUGAUCUUAGUCAACUGAAAAAUACUUUACCGGGACCGGUCUCAAAACCAGAAAAAACAAAAAAAAUCAACCCAACACCAAUUUUCACACCGAAGCCAAUAACACCAAGCGUGGUACCAAAACCGCCAACACCAAUCACUACAAAGACAGCAUCAUAUAAAGAAUUUGCUGAGCCCGGUGCUUUCAACGAAAUGUAUCACGAUUAUAUAUAUUUCAUUUCGUCAAGGAUUCGCACAAUGCCUGAAAGUCUCUUAAAGCCAACAACUCUUUUUUGUACAUUUGAUAUUCGGAAUUUAUAUACAAUGUUACCACAAGAAGAAACAUUAGAUAUUCUUAUGACAUUUCUUCAUGCUCAUGGUUAUAGAAAAGUGAAAGGAAUUAGUAUUGAUACAAUAAAAAGAUUAGCUUCAAUUAUUCUCCAAGACAAUAUUUUUGCUUAUGGUAAAAAAAUUUAUAAACAAACAACUGGUGGUGCUAUGGGUUCAUCAUUGACAUUAACUUUGGCUAAUAUAUUUAUGUCAAAUUGGCAAAAAAAUAUUGUUGAAGAACAAACGAAGACAGGUGAAUUUUAUGGACGAAAAUUAUUAGAUGAUGUGAAUACAUGGCAUCCCAAUAUUAAAUUAGACUAUAAAAUUGGUUAUAGUCUUCCAUUUCUUGAUGUACAACUUACAAAUAAUAAUGGCAUACUAUCAACAUGUGUAUAUCAUAAACCUUCAGCUGAACCAUAUGUUACACCAUUUACAUCUGAUCAUCCUCGACAUGUUUUUUCGAAUAUAAUCAAAAAUUUUAUUGAACGUGCAACAAGAUAUUCAUCAACAUUUGAAGCAUUCAAUUAUGAACGACGUUCCAUUAAAUUGAUGUUACUAUACAAUGAUUAUCCAUCAACAUUUAUUGAAAAUGAGUUUCACAAAUAUUUUUCGCAAUAUAUAUCAAAAUCACCAUUUCUACCAUUAAUUGAUGACGAACACAAAAAAUAUUUUCUUAUGCGAAAGCAAAUAUCAGGUCAACCAACACCUUGGCAAACACAAGUGGCACUGAGUUCAGCAUUGGCUGACAUUGACAACGAUCCACUAGAUGAUGAUGAGAGACAACAACCAAACCCAGACCCAAAAAAAUCUGAAGAAAAAAACUUAAACAUCAACGAAAAAUUCUUCACUCAUUAUACAUAUGAAAAACGUUUCAAAACAUGCAAACGAGAUAUUCAUCAAGUAUACCACGAUACAUUUAAAGAUACACCAGCAAUGUACACAAAAUUAAUCGUAGGGAACCGCAUCCGUCGUCAAGCACACAAUGAGCUAAUACGCAAACGACCGAAGCAAGCAUUGUUAAAGAAUUCAACAAUAACCAAAAGAAAAUUCGAAAAGCCAAAAACAACUCGACUACCAACUACAACUAUCAUCAAGCCUCCAUAG